CCAAAGCACCUUCUACGCACCCUCACCUCAAACACCGCAACCAUGGCCGACGAAGAGAUGGAACCCAGCCUCAAACCCAUCGUCGACCAGAAGACCCUAAAAUGGAUCUUCGUCGGCGGCAAGGGAGGCGUAGGAAAAACCACAACAUCCUGUUCUCUAGCCGUACAAAUGGCCAAAGCCCGAAAGAGGGUGCUCCUAAUCUCCACCGACCCAGCCCAUAACCUCUCGGACGCCUUCGGCGUGAAAUUCGGAAAAGAUGCAAAACCCGUGCCAGGCGUGGAGGGACUCGCAGCAAUGGAGAUUGAUCCAAACGGCAGUAUUACAGAUUUGAUCGCUGCGGGAGGAGACGAUGCUCAAGAGGCUAUGGCUGGACUAGGAGGUGUGGGGAACAUGUUCCAGGAUAUGGCGUUUUCGAUCCCAGGUGUCGACGAGGCCAUGUCGUUUGCGGAAGUGUUGAAGCAGGUGAAAGGAAUGGAGUAUGAGCUGAUAAUUUUCGAUACGGCGCCGACGGGACAUACAUUGCGAUUCUUGCAAUUUCCUACGGUUUUGGAGAAAGCUUUGGAGAAGCUCAGUCAAUUGAGUCAGCAGUUUGGUCCUAUGAUCAAUAAUUUGAUUGGUGCACGAGGCGGACUACCGAAUGGUCAGAGUUUUGAUGAUGCGUUGAAGAAGAUGAACGAGUUGCAAGAAACAAUUGGAGAAGUGAAUAAGCAGUUCAAGAACCCGGAUCUCACAACUUUUGUGCCGGUGCUGAUUCCGGAGUUCUUGUCGCUGUAUGAGACUGAGCGCAUGAUUCAGGAGUUGGGGAGUUAUGAGAUUGAUACGCAUGCUAUGGUGGUGAACCAGCUGCUGUUCCCCAAGAAGGAUAAUCCUUGCGAGCAGUGCAAUUCGAGACGGAAGAUGCAGAAGAAGUAUCUGGAGCAGAUUGAUGAUUUGUAUGGGGAGGACUUCCAUGUGGUCAAGAUGCCAUUACUGGUGGACGAGGUGAGAGGCGUCGAGAGCAUAUCGAAGUUCAGUGAGAUGCUGAUCAAGCCAUAUCAGCCUCCGCAAUAGGUCUGAGGUAGCGGUGGCAUGGAGGGCGUAUUGCGGCGUUGCUAUACCCAACAGAGGCUAAGAACGAGUAGGUAUCCUAGAACACUUCCCAUUCCUGAUUCUUUCGGGUGAGGGUCAACGCUUCCCACUCCUGAUUCUUUCGGGUGAGAGUUCAAGACAUCCAACAAUCCGCAUUCCCAGCAUUAAUCCCGUGCAUCAUCAAAUAAUCCCAUCUGCCAUGGUCGACUCGGAGGUGCCGGUGGCGGCUCGUAUUCCUCUUCACUGUCGUCAGCUUCGACGUACUCUCCAUCGCCUUCCUUCAAAUCACUCUCUAGCGCCGCAAGAGGGUCAUCAUCAUUCUCUUCAUCACCUCCAUUCGCCAGCGGCGGGUCAUCAUCAAUCGGACCACCUCUCAGAAUGAACCUCUCGGCAUUCUUCUCACUCCAGGUCCUCACGGGGUUGAGAUCGUCCCUCCUUAUAUAACGACAAUCGUCACCCCAAUGCUCGCUCGACCCGCAAGAAUAACACGCUCUAAUCAUCUCCCACUCGCGAAUUUGCUUCUCUCGAGGUAUCGGAGCAGCGAUCGUUGGAAAACACCACAAUCUCGAACAUGCCUCCUCCACGUGUCCAGCUUCUCCACAGACAUCGCAUGCAUCACUCUGACCUUGAUAAGACCUAUUCUUGCAAUUCUUAGCAUCGUGACCUCGCUGUCGACAUAAUGCACAUUUCCGAUGCGUAGGACAUGCGCUCGGGACAUGCGCGUCGUAGGCUCCGCAAUGUUCGCAUUUUCGUGAUGGGCAAGUCGCGCGUAUGUGUCCGCGCUCACCACAGCAUAGGCAGUAGACGAGCGCAUCUGGUGGCGAUGUUAAAUUGAAAUAUCGUUUCUGCAAGUCGCGAUCUUCUUUUGAUAAGGUGUAGAGUCGGACCAUAUCAUCUGCCUCGGCAGCCAUCUUCGAGAUUCCGUGGCUGAGUGUUGACGAACCGGAUUCAGAGUCCGAAUCUUCGUCUGAUGAAGAUGUGUCCAUGGAUGAACUGGAUGCGCCGCCGGCGUGUGAGGACGAGAUUUCGCCAUCCUCACCUUCGCUACUGUCGCUGAUUGUGAUGGCGGCAUUUGGUGAGUGGCGAAUGCGCUUAUUCGGCUCAUCGUCUUCACUUUCUUCAGAUUCUGAUGAACUUGAUAUUUCUCCAGACUCCUUGCCAGAGGCUUUGCUAGAACGUCGACUCGUGGGAUAACUGGGUGUCUUGAGUUCGCCAUGUACAUUUCUUUUGCGGCCUACAGUGUUCGUUCGCGAUUCAUUCUCCGUGUCUGACAUUUUU
This is a messenger RNA of Pseudocercospora fijiensis CIRAD86, 2346 nucleotides long. RefSeq lists its product as uncharacterized. NCBI's taxonomy places the organism in Eukaryota, Fungi, Ascomycota, Dothideomycetes, Mycosphaerellales, Mycosphaerellaceae. The transcript is spliced from 2 exons. Gene Ontology annotation, biological process: post-translational protein targeting to endoplasmic reticulum membrane. The record is from RefSeq and is a predicted model, not a curated record. Gene Ontology annotation, molecular function: ATP binding; ATP hydrolysis activity. The coding region runs from base 43 to 1050 and encodes 335 amino acids. Gene Ontology annotation, cellular component: GET complex.